This is a messenger RNA of Triplophysa rosa, 3025 nucleotides long. Its product is annotated as probable flavin-containing monoamine oxidase A. The record is from RefSeq and is a predicted model, not a curated record. Bases 297 to 1883 code for a protein of 528 amino acids. The transcript has 12 exons. NCBI's taxonomy places the organism in Eukaryota, Metazoa, Chordata, Actinopteri, Cypriniformes, Nemacheilidae. Gene Ontology annotation, molecular function: oxidoreductase activity.
UCAUGUACACACACAACAACAUGCCGAAGAACAAACCAGCAUGCGUGCUUAUAUACGCGUAACCAGAAUAACGGUGGGAGGUAACGGUAAAAGUAACUUUCUAUCGCCUCUUCCGGUGUCCCACUUCGGGUUUCUCUCGCUUUAUCAGGAUUAUGACCGUGAGCCUUCAAGUAAACCAACAAUCAGAUAAUAAAUGCGAACUUUAAACUUUCUCGGCUGGCUGGUCCUCUGCACCCUCGAGGUGUCAAAUUCAUUUGUGCAAUAGUGUUCAGAGUUAGCUCGAGCAGCUCCAGUGGAUGUGCGCGAUGCGUGCGGAGGAGUCGUGUGAUAUUGUGGUCGUGGGCGCGGGCCUGUCCGGACUCAGCGCGGCGCGAGAUCUGCAGAGAAGAAAUAAACAACUCAACGUGUUGGUGCUGGAGGCCAAAGAUCGUGUCGGUGGACGGACUUUAGGUGAAAAUGUACCUGCCGCUGAUGGCAUGGACCUCUGGGAUAUGGGGGGACAGUGGGUUGCCAGCUCACAGACCCAUGUUAUGGAGCUUAUAAAAGAACUUGGCGUUGAGGUCUACCCACAGUUCACCGAGGGCAAGAAGGUGCAUCACAUGGGCGGCCCACGCGCCAAGAUCAAAACUUACACUUCUAGCAUCCCGUCGUAUUCUCCUCUGGUUAUGUUGGAUUUCCUCCAGUUCCUCUGGCGGAUUGAUAGACUCACUAAGACCGUAUCAGUAGAAGACCCAAUGAGUUCUCCUGAUGCUCAGCUUUAUGACAGCAUGACAUUUCAAUCCUACAUGGAACAACAUGUGUGGACAGCAGAGUUAAAAGAGGAGAUGGCCUUGUGCAGCCGUGCCGUGUUUGGCAUGGAACCCUCGCAGAUGUCCUUCCUCUAUUUUCUCAUGUACUCCAAUGCAGCAGGGGGCGCCCUAAAACUUUUAGAGGCCACACCUGGUUCAGCACAGGAGUUCAGAGUCAAGGGGGGCACUCAACAGCUGUCAGAGAAACUGGUGGAGCAGAUCGGAAAGGAGCGGGUUCGACUGGGUUCCGCAGUAAUGACCAUAUGUCAGAAUGCAGAGAAUGUAGAAGUUAAGACUUCUGCAAGCACAAUCACUUGUCAGGCCGUCAUUGUUACCUGUCCUCCACACAUGGCAGCCCAAAUCCACUACGAGCCCCCCCUGCCAGCCGAGCGCCAGCGUCUCGCCCAGUGCGCACCCGUCGGCCACAUGCUGAAGUUUAUCAUCACGUAUCCCACCGCGUUUUGGAGGAACAAGGGAUUCUCUGGGGAAAUCGUGACUCGUCCCUCUGAGGAUUGCCCUUUAAGCGUCACAUUUGAUGCCACCAGCCCCAGAGGCAAUCCUGCACUUGUGGGGUUCAUCGCUGGCGUACAAGCACGUGACUGGUGUGGAAGAGAGAUGAAGGAGAGAAGAGCUGCUGUCAUUUCCAGUCUGGUGAAGUAUCUCGGCCCUGAGGCGUCCACCUACAUUCACUACCAGGAGAAGGACUGGGCCAAGGAGGAAUACAGUGGAGGAUGUCCUGUGAAUGUGAUGGCCCCCGGGAUGCUAACGUAUUACCACCCCAGUCUUCGAAAGCCCUUCGGCAGGAUUCAUUGGGCAGGCACGGAAACAGCGACCCAGUGGUGUGGCUACCUCAGCGGGGCGAUUCAGUCUGGUCAGCGGGCAUCCGUAGAGGUCCUGGCUCAGAUCAGUCCAUCCACUCUGUCUCAGGAAGAGCUAUUGGCAGCACGGGCUUCUCAGAUAUCCCGUGACCUGAAAAAGAAUUCCGAAUGCAGGUCGUCUACCUCGUGCCGCAUCCUGGCUGUGGUUAUGACUGCAGCUACACUGGUGACUGCUUACCUCUUGGCCAGGCCCCAACUGGGACUCGAAUGGAUUUGAUGGGAUUUGCUUCUUUUUUUGGAAAUGCCACUAAUUUGUGUCCUGGAAGACGUGGUAAUUUAGAGCUUACAUUAAAUCGGGAUGGUUGGGGAACAUUGAUUGUAGUUCAAUUUAAAAAAUGAUUCUGUCAUUAAAUUCUCUGCAUCCAUGUUGUUUCAAAGCCUUACGUUAUUUCUACCAUAGAAAAUAAAGGAGACAUAAGAGUCAUAUGCAGUUUAAAUGAGCUUUGUGCUAAAAUUAAAAUUGUUUAUGUAACCAGACUGAAAUGUAAGUCGCUAUUCACUGAAAACGUGCAGCUAUCAGAUCAAAUGUGGUUUGACAUCAGUGAGGUUUGGGCACUAGACACCUGUCGACCAAUGACUUCAGAUGUAAUUGACAUCCAAUAAACGGGAUUUAAUCGGUUGUGUUCAGAGGACUCAUAAUAGCACGCUAGUAGUCAUAGGGAAUAGUUUUUGUUGUUGUUUUCUAUCCUUUCAGGAGUUUGACAAAAAUGUCAUAUAAACAAUUGUAUUCAAAAAAGCUAUGUGAAGAUUCUCUUUUUGUGUCACUGAAGCAAAAAACAUACCAACCUGAUCUCACGGGAAUUGUAACUAUUUUACAACGUGGGUAAUUUGUAUAAAACAGUACUAUGUGAAUCACACAAAAACGUAUGAUUAUUAGAAAGAAACAAUACUGAAGCCCUCCCCUAAACCUAACCUCACUAGGAUGAAAGCGAACUGUACUAAAACAUACCAAUAAAAUCAUACAAAUUCAUACACUAGCCACCUCGUAAUAGUGAGGUUGCGUAAUAAUGACUUAGUCAUCCUUAGUAUUAAUUUAGUGUUAUACAGUAUGUCUACUAUAUAAUAUAGUAUUAUACGAUGAUUUUAUGUGACUAAGAUGAAUGAUGAAUGUGAAUCAUUACAUUUCUAUAUUUAAUCUUUAAAGCUGCUUUUGAAACUGUGCUGUAUUAUUAUUAGGUGAUGUGUGUAAGAGGAGUAUGAAAGAUCAAAGCAGAGAAUUGAAGCAGACACACUGUGAGCUGUAAACGUUAUUGUCAUGCACAGUAAGUGCCUCUCUGUUUGUCAAGCCUGUGGGACAUCUCAAUUUGUCCCGGUGCUUUAGAAGAAUAAAAUGCUCGCGGAUGCUCAACUUUGUCAAGG